Vicia villosa (hairy vetch) is the source of this 899-nucleotide messenger RNA. RefSeq lists its product as uncharacterized. The record is from RefSeq and is a predicted model, not a curated record. Gene Ontology annotation, cellular component: ribosome. Gene Ontology annotation, biological process: translation. The transcript has a single exon. Gene Ontology annotation, molecular function: structural constituent of ribosome; 5S rRNA binding. The coding region runs from base 93 to 476 and encodes 127 amino acids. Lineage: Eukaryota; Viridiplantae; Streptophyta; Magnoliopsida; Fabales; Fabaceae.
GCCCAUUUCCUCAAUCCUCAAAACGCAACGUUUAACAAGGUGCAUGUUGUCCUAAACUAAACGCAACAGAAACGUCGUCGUAUUCGUCAACGAUGGCGAGCACCCACAACCACCACCACCACAUACUGCAACUAGUCCUCUCCUGCCGGAAAAUAACAGCGCAGGUAACAAACACCUCAAACUCAUCCAUCAUAGCAAUGGCUUCUUCUUCAGAGCAAGAAUUUCUCACUCACUACCGAUCCGUCCUCAAUCGCUUCCCAAGAUCACACCGAUUCUGGGACGCUAAAGUCGCUUCUCGUGUAGGCGAGAAACUAGGUUUCCGUCUCAGAGAAAUCGGCGUCACCGGAGUUCAAAUCGACGCCAAUGAAGAGCUUUCGCGUCCUCUACAUUAUCGCAAAAUGGUUCUCCCUUUGUUUAGUUCCGUUCAACGCGCCGGCGUUCACGUUUCCGGUGCUGAGAAUUUACCCUCCUUAUGAAUCCGAUUAGGAAGCAGAAUUUGCUUAGUGUAGUUGUUAUUUGUUUUUUUGUUGAGAAAUUGAUAUAUUGAAAUCAAAAUUUUGCGGUUAAAUAGGUACUGUUUUCAUUUUCAGCUCGUUACUAUGUUUGAUUGGGUUGAUGGGGGAAUUUGAGGAAAUCAUAAUGACUUUGUAAAGUGUUAAAAUUGCAAUAUCUCACUCUCAAACCCUCAUUGUCAAUCCAAACAUGGAUUAAAUAAACCGCUUAAAGUUCUUACUUUUUUCCCUUUAAAAAGUGAAGAAAGAAACAACUUUCCUUCCUUUGCAAUUAACCUUUUCAAUGAUAAACUAGCCAAAAUAUUCCAAUCAACCCAUAAUUUUCGGUUCUGUUUGGCUCUUCAGUGUUGUUUCUCACACCAUUACGGCAUUGAUAUCACAUCCCAA